CGGGCUGGGGGAGGGGACCUCCGGGCCGAGAGUUUUUUGUUGGGGGGGGGAGGAAAAGGCGACUGCAAGCCUGCCUCCCGAGGCCCUCCUUGCUUGGAAUUCCGCACGCUUUGCGCAGUCGGGAGUCACGACCUCCAGCACAGUCUUCUAGGAUGUGGUGCCACAGGUUGUCCUACCUACAAAGCAAGCUUCAGGACUUGCUGAAGGGAGGAGUCAUAUGUUGGGCCAUUCAACAGCCUAGCUUCAGAAGAUUAUUUCCUUUAGCCAUCCGUUGGCACCAUACAACCUCCAAGGCUCAGAAUUGUGCUUGGCAGCAACAUGAAGAUCAUUUUGAACUGCAAUAUGCUAACACUGUGAUGCGCUUUGAUUAUGUCUGGCUUCGAGACCACUGCCGCUCAGCAUCUUGCUACAACUCUAAGACUCACCAGCGCAACCUGGACACUGCAAGUGUGGAUUUAUGUAUCAAGCCAAAGACCAUUCGUCUGGAUGAGACCACACUCUUUUUUACUUGGCCAGAUGGUCAUGUGACUAGAUAUGAUUUGGAUUGGCUGGUGAAAAACAGCUAUGAAGGGCAGAAACAAAAGGUCAUCCAGCCUAGAAUAUUAUGGAAUGCUAAAAUCUACCAGCAAGCUCAAGUUCCAUCUGUAGAUUUUCAGAGCUUCUUAGAAACCAAGGAGGGACUGAAGAAGUUUCUGCAAAACUUUCUGCUUUAUGGAAUUGCAUUUGUAGAAAAUGUCCCUCCCACUCAAGACCAUACAGAGAAGUUGGCAAAAAGGAUCAGCUUGAUCAGGGAAACCAUCUAUGGGAGGAUGUGGUAUUUCACUUCAGACUUCUCCAGAGGUGACACGGCGUACACCAAGCUAGCUCUGGAUCGGCAUACUGACACUACUUAUUUUCAAGAGCCCUGUGGUGUUCAGGUGUUUCACUGUCUUAAGCAUGAAGGAACAGGUGGCAGGACACUGCUAGUAGAUGGAUUCUAUGCAGCAGAACAGGUACUUCAAAAGGCACCUGAGGAAUUUGAACUCCUUAGCAAAGUGCCUUUGAAGCAUGAAUAUAUUGAAAAUGUUGGAGAUUGUCACAACCACAUGAUUGGGGUUGGCCCAGUCUUAAAUAUCUACCCAUGGAAUAAAGAGCUGUAUUUGAUCAGGUACAACAACUAUGACCGGGCUAUCAUCAAUACCGUACCUUAUGAUGUCGUCCAUCGUUGGUAUAUAGCACAUCGGACUCUAACAGUAGAGUUGAGGAGACCUGAGAAUGAGUUUUGGGUCAAACUAAAGCCUGGCAGGGUCCUAUUUAUUGACAACUGGCGUGUCCUACACGGCAGGGAAUGCUUCACUGGCUACCGCCAACUCUGUGGCUGCUAUUUAACAAGAGAUGAUGUAUUAAACACUGCUCGUCUCUUGGGGCUUCAGGCUUAAAACUGACAGCAUCAGGAUUAUGAAUACACCUGGCACCGUCGCUACCAGAAUUUCGUAUCAGUAGGAUAAUAUUGUGUCAAAACCUACUUCAGAUUGUCUCCUUACCCCAUCCCGCAAAACAGAAGCUACCUCUUUCUUUAGUAGGGGAAACUUGUUAAAGAGUGGGGCUCUGAGUUAUCUGAUGUCAGCCCAUCUAAGUGUGGUAGCUCUCUUCCCCAAGUGAUAACAUGGGCCCACAUGUUUUUUAAAGCUUUUGAUAUAAUUUUGGUCAAUCUACUUUAGAAUUAUAAUCUCCAUAUAAAUAGGAAAGCAAUAAUAGUCACAAGGUAAAAAUUUUUUUCAACUAGAUCAGUUAGAAAGAAAUGCAGUGUAGAAAUAACAAAAUCUUGAUAAAGCAGCAAUUUGCAAAAUUUCUGAUCUUAGGACACCUGAACACUCUUAAAAGUUACUGAGGUUCCCUAAGGAGUUCUUGAGUGUGGGAUCUUUCUAUUGAUACUAAUUAUAUCAGAUAUUAAGACUGAGAAAUGCUUAAAACUCAAGAACACAGAAUCACACAUUCCUCAGCCACCAGAGAGAUGACAACAUCACAUAUCAUGUAGCCUCUGGAAAAGUCCUCUGUAUACUCAUGAGAUAAUGAGAAUGAAAAAGUAAAUAUCAUCUUAGUGUUAUAAAAAAUAAUUUUUAACCCACAGACCCACUAAAAGGGCCUCAGGGACCCCUCCAGAUGUCUACAGACCAUACUUUGAAAAACCCAUGGGCUAGAGGAUACCUCGGAACAGUACAGUCCUUUACAUAGGCCUGUGGAUUGAAGGGUUUAGCUUGAAACCCUAGAUUUUUCUCUAUAGUCUAAUAGAGCUCCAGACAUUGUAGGAAUUGCUUGGCAGCACAAGCUCAGCGAUAAGGUGGGAUCUGAGUUCAAAUACAGUGCUUUAUUUUCUGAGAAGUGUUAUCUCCAUCCAAAUCAUCCCUCAAAGAGUUAAAUUAGGAAGUCACAACAGCUCCUGUUGAACAGACUCAUCAGUUUGGUAAUUCUGUGAGAGAUAAUUGCAGAAAGUUUUUAGAGACUUGUGAGUUUCCAUGUUUCCGUGUACACAUACACACACACACGUGCGCAUGCGUGUGCGCAUGUACACACACACACACACACACACACACACACACACACACCAAGAGAGAGUAAACAGGGUUGUUUUGUAAGAUUGUUCAGGGAAUUCAGCAUGGUAGAUGAUGUGCCUCCAGAGAACUGGAAAUUACCAUCCAAGUUUGUAUUUUGGCAAUUCGCUGGCAUUUAGGAUGUAAUCUGUUUUCUUCCACUUCUGCUGGUCUUUUUUUCUCUCUCUCUUAAAAUAUUAUACAUGAUAUUUGCCAAGAAUUGACUGGAUCAAAUUGAA
This is a messenger RNA of Lemur catta (Ring-tailed lemur), 2809 nucleotides long. RefSeq names its product trimethyllysine hydroxylase, epsilon (gene TMLHE). The record is from RefSeq and is a predicted model, not a curated record. Gene Ontology annotation, cellular component: mitochondrion. Bases 153 to 1418 code for a protein of 421 amino acids. Gene Ontology annotation, molecular function: trimethyllysine dioxygenase activity; iron ion binding. Gene Ontology annotation, biological process: carnitine biosynthetic process. Lineage: Eukaryota; Metazoa; Chordata; Mammalia; Primates; Lemuridae. The transcript is spliced from 8 exons.